GACCGGUUAGUGUCGAUCGAGACAUCGUCGAAGUAGCAGUCUAUUCUUAGCGGUUUUACGAAUUGCCGACGUUCCCUGUGUGCGACAGGAUGAAAACGUUCGUCCAAGUUCUUCUCAUCGCGGCGUGCUUUGUCGCUUGUGCACGCAGUUACCCAAGUAGAUUAGGAUACGAUUCGUCUGAUGAGGAUGAUUUAGACUCUAUGGGCUUCGACAUUGCUAUGCCUAAUUUCUUUUCUGAUACUAUUAAUAGACUCAGGCAAAACCUCUUGAACUACUUCUGGACUAUACCUGAUAUCACGAGCUUCAAGGCUCCCGAAGGAGCGAACACAACAUCCACGACUAAGAUCAUUAACGGUCAUGUGGUGACGAUCAACGAGACAACAUUCGUGAGCGGUGAUAAUAACAGUGGCACCGUGUUCCGUAUUCGUACAGUCGACGUGAAGCCACAAAACGAGACCGAAGUGAUCGGAGGCAGCACGGAGCAACCGUCGGUGAGGCCGGAACCAGAAUCAGACAGUCGCGAGACGGUCGAGGAGUUCAACAACGAGAUACCGAAAAACACGGAAACACUGACCGCUUAAAAGGUAGUCAGUCUGCUCGCGAGACACGUCGACGAUCAGCGAUGUCUGAGUGGAUUUUAGGAAGAAGAAGGAGUGACCUUUAUUUCGUGGCUGUAGUAGAGUAACUUCGAUGCCACACCGCGGUGUGCAUCGUAUUAAAAUAUAAAGCAUUACUGUAAUAUAUACAUAUAUAUAUACAUUAUACAUGUAAUACAUACAUAUAUGAAGUUAUGUUUCUGUUGUUUCCUAUCGCUUCUCGAUACGGUAGUAUAUAUAACGUUUACCUGCGUUUCUUCGGAAAAAAAUAUCGCUGUUCCUGAAAAAAAUAAGCUGGAAUAUUUUAAAAUACGUAAAUAAUACAAGUUGGAAAUAGGGGGGGGGGGGGCUAAUUGGUUUCAAUUAAUUGCGAGAAUUUAUUUAAAGUUAAUUAAUUGAUUAAAAGCUUUCGAAUCAAAUUAAAACUCUCGGUUAAACGUGGAAUUAAAAUAAAUGAGAUUUAAAGGCCAAUGUGCGUUUACGUUUUUCAGCUGAACAUUUUAUACUCUGAAUAGUCUGAACAAUUGAAUUUUAUACAUAUGAAAUACGCUUAAGAGACACAUAUGCACUAGUAAUUGAUAUGGAAAUAAAAUGUUAUGUAACA
Messenger RNA from Cyphomyrmex costatus, 1200 nucleotides. RefSeq names its product virus-induced RNA 1. The coding region runs from base 90 to 581 and encodes 163 amino acids. The transcript has 4 exons. Lineage: Eukaryota; Metazoa; Arthropoda; Insecta; Hymenoptera; Formicidae. The record is from RefSeq and is a predicted model, not a curated record.